UUUAAAGUCGCAAGACGAUGGGCUGCUUUAUCCAUGGGAUCCGUUAAUAUGACGUAAUAUGCAUUUCGUUUGUUGAAAACACGUCAGUCUUUGGAAAGUGAGCUCAUUUGUCGACUUCUUCUGAUUGCCAACGCAAUCUACCAUCUUUUCCAACAUAGAUUGUGUGGCGAGAGACACCGAGAACAUCACCAGGAGAGAAGGUGCCAAUGUGGGCUAUUGGAAAACCUUUCGAUAGAUUUCAAUGUGUAUUGUCUGAUCAUUUUGGAUAAGUCAUCAUAUUGGACUGAUGUUCAACGCCUUAUAGAUCACCUUAUCAUCGCAGAGAAAGACAAAAACAUUCGUUGGAUUUUACUGAUAAACAUUUACAGAUUAACAGAUUCAAAAUGGACGCCAGUGGAUUGGUUGACAAGAAGAUUGAAAUAGUUUUCGAUGAGCAAUAUAAGCGACGCCGUAAUGUGACCAUUAAACAACGCCUGGUGGUGACUGCAAUAACUGUUGUAUGUUUCGCGUUGGUCAUGGUGUUAAUCCAUACCAAACACUUGGAAGAAAAGGCAAUGUCUGAGGAGCUAUCCAAGCGUAAUUUGUUUCCAGAAAUCUUCGGUGAGCCCCCUAUGGAUGCUGGGACUACAAAAACCAAGACAAAUCCUGCAACAAUAGCUCAAGUGACUGAGGAUCCAUUCGACUCUUGGUUCGAGAGUUUAUUUGAACCAAGUUUGGACCAGAACACGGCCCAGCCAAGAACUGGCGAGACGGCUGUUAGCUCGAGCAAAACUGCAGCCAAGAGUACAACUACAGAGAUUACAUCAGCUUCGACACAGGCACCUGAUAUUUCGACUACAACCACAACCACUACCACCAUAGGAACAUCAAAACAACAACCAAACAGUUCGCCUUCUCCUGAAACUAGUACCACACCAGAGGCCACAACACGUCCAGCAUGCGCAGCACCAGACUUCCGGUUAGCCAAGGUUUGCAUCAUCCCGGACCAGCUAGAACAACAAAAGAACUUUAACAUAACCUACCAAGAUUUGGUUGAUGCAGUGACAUCACAUGACGUAGUGACGUUCUGGGAGAGAUGUGAGAAUGACGACUCGUGUACCCCGGAUGUUGAUGUCAAUGACAUCAUCGAUGGUUUGGCGGAAACUUGGAUCAACGGAAAUAGUAAAGCCCAGCUUUGUCCUUGGAUGGAUUGUCUGCAGUUUAUCAAUCAGGGUGUUGAGUUUUGCAUGAAGGACAAGGAACGCAUCCUCAAUGUCACCAAAAUGAUGUGUUCGUUUGACUUCCACAUCAAUAAAGAGGAUCGCAAGUGUGCUGGUGACGUCAUUGGAAUGUUGAAUCGAAACAUGGCGGAUGAACAGGAGAGAAACCUGAGCAUCAGUAUGAGGAGAUGCCAUGAUAAUUUCUCACCGUGUCAGACAGAGUGUAAAAAGCAAUAUGAAGACAUGAUGAACAUGUUCGAUGUGACCUGCCUGAAAUACACGACCAGCCUGAAGGCGUUUUCCCCCUGGCACUGGUUCAGCAAGCACGAGACGCAGAUCAAGACUUCAUGUAACAUCGAUACAGGAGCAUCGGUGGAGGAUAGCGCUGGCCAUGGCUACAACUACUAUGACGAGUUGAUCAAGGACAGGGGUCUCGUGGCGGGAAUCGUGCUGUCGUGUGUGGUAGUCCUCAUCGCCCUUCUUAUCCUGUCCGCCGUGUUCGUCAAGAGGAUGAGGCGGGGAAAGUACUACGACAGGGACGGCGUGGAGUACUCCGAGGUGACAGGUCUUAUGGCUGCACCAGAGGAACAAGAGAAACAUCACUUUUAAAGCAUUUUGCUUGAGUUGUUAGAAUCAGACGCCUUGAUAUAAUAACUAUGACCGUCAGAUGAUGAAUAUCUGGAUAUGGUCCAACAAAAAGACAGUAUAUUUUCAGCUUUUGAGGGUGUCGUUUAAGAUACUGAGGGUACGUUGUUUACAAGGAGGCUUGAGUGGAGGUUUGGGAAAUAAAAACAAUAUGCAUAAUAAUGGAGGAUCAAUUGCGUCUGCCUCCGAUGCAAUCAAACGUCGUACUUGACUAGGUCUAAGACCAGAAUAUUAAUGUUGUAUUAGGACAAGCUCGACUCUGUGUACCACAGUUAUCCUUGAUUACAUAAUAGGUCACGUGGCCCGUUUAAUGUAUGUCAUCCCGCUGUUAGUAUAUAGCUUACGCAAAGCAGACACGAUCUGGAGCUGGCCCUUAAUGUGUUCUUAUUGUGAAAUAUCGCCGAUCCCGCAAAAUACUAGUAGAGUAGAACCUAUCUAUUAAGGACGCACUCGGGACUAACAAGUGCUGUCCUUAACAGAGAGGUGUCUUGAUAAGAGAGGUUAAAUUGAACCAAUUUGGGACCAAAACAAGUGUCCCUAAUGGAGAGGUUGUCCUUAGAGAAGUGUCCGCUAAGGGAGGUUCUACUGUAAUUAUGUUUGAAAUAAUGACACUGAUCUAUAACAAUGAGAUGACAAAAGAAAAAACAAAGUUUUCUUGUUGGCAGAGACAUGUAUUCAUCCACGACCGGAAGUUAGAGCUUAUCAAAAUGUCAAGUUGUGAUAAAUACAUGGCUGGGAUGGACCAAAGUGGAAUUAAUUCUCAAUCUGUGGUUGAUUCUUAAUCUACAGAGUCAGGCCAUCACAGAAAUAUGCUUUUUGAUAAUUUAUUUAAGAAAAUGUGGUCUCACUGGUCAGUUUAGAACUUGUAUUUUGACAGGGCCAUAUCAAUGCGCCAGUGACGUUUUGAUUGAUAUGGUGUACGGAAAUCUUUUUUUCUCAGGCAAUCGGUAUUGGAAUGUUUUUAAACUUUAUUAUGCUAUUGGCAAAGGGUUCUUCUUGACACAUAUACAAUUUUGUGCAGAUUGAUUGGUCCAAGGUGUACUUUUUUACCAAAACUUAUGAACAACAAUGUACAUGUAAUGUACACAGGUUUUAAUAGAGGGCUCUGG
Messenger RNA from Lineus longissimus, 2953 nucleotides. RefSeq lists its product as uncharacterized. The record is from RefSeq and is a predicted model, not a curated record. The transcript has 6 exons. Bases 384 to 1808 code for a protein of 474 amino acids. NCBI's taxonomy places the organism in Eukaryota, Metazoa, Nemertea, Pilidiophora, Heteronemertea, Lineidae.